AUGAAGCCAGCCGUUAUCAAGGUUGCCGCAGCCUUGGCCGCCGCCACCGCCGCCUCCGGCGCCGGCGCCGUGGCCGUCCCGGGUUCCCAGCAACGACCGUUGACCGCGUCGGGCUUCUCGUGCAGCCUCCCCCCCGUCAUCGACCCUUCGUCCGACGGCCUGCCGUCAGCAGAGUCCCUCUUCUCCUCACGCGAGGCCCUAGAGAGGCAGGUCGAGCGUCACCAGGCCGUCGUGCGCGUCCCCACCGUCUCGUACGACGACCUCGGUCCUCCCGGGGAGGAUGACCGGUGGGCGCCGUUCUUUGAUCUCCAUGCUGUGCUGGAGAAGUUGUAUCCCAACUUGCACAAGAGGGCAUCACUGGAAAAGGUCAACACGCUGGGCCUGGUGUAUACCAUCCUCGGGACCGACGUGUCCCUGAAGCCCACGCUGCUGGCGGCGCACCAGGACGUGGUGCCCGUGGCCGACGCCUCGACGUGGACGCACCCGCCCUUCGCGGCCGUGUACGACGGGGAGUGGAUCUGGGGCCGCGGCGCGUCGGACGACAAGAACAGCCUGACGGCGCUCCUGUCGGCCGUGGAGGCGCUCCUGUCGCCGGAGACGGGGUGGACCCCGCGGCGCACGCUGAUCCUCGCCUUCGGCUUCGACGAGGAGUGCUCCGGCCUGCGGGGCGCGGCCUCGAUCUCGCGGCACCUGCAGUCCGCGUACGGGACCGACUCGGUGGCCGUCAUCCUGGACGAGGGCGGCACCGGUCUGGGACCCGUGGACGGCGACGACAGCGGGACCCUGUACGCCGUCCCGGCCGUCAUGGAGAAGGGACACGUGGACGUGUGGUUCGACCUGAGCGUGGCGGGCGGCCACUCUUCCUUCCCCUUCCCGCACACGGGCAUCGGCAUCGCCGCCGAGAUCAUCACCGCGCUCGAGGCCAACCCGUGGUCGCCCGCCGUGCUGGACGACAGCCCGGUGCACCGCCAGCUGCAGUGCCAGGCCAGGCACUCGCCCGGCGCCGACGCCGAGCUCACCCGGCUCGUGCGGGAGCGCGACCUGGACGGCCUGGCCCGCCGCCUGGCCGCCUCCGGCCGCGUCCCCCAGUACAUGGUGCAGACGUCCCAGGCCGUCGACACCAUCCGCGGCGGCCAGAAGAUCAACGCCAUGCCCGAGGCCGUCUCGCUCGGCGUGAACUACCGCGUCGCCCCCCAGGACAGCAUCCCGCGCGUCAUGCGCAACGUGGUCGACGUCAUCGCCCCCGUCGUGGACAGGUACGGCCUGCGCCUGCGCGCCUACGAGGGCGACGCCGACUACGACGAGUACCGUGGCGGGGACGCGCUGCCCCGGUACGACGUCGACUACAACGGCACGCUCGUCCUCCGCGCCAGGGAGAAGACGGCCGUCACGCCCAUCUCGCCCACGUCCGGCCCCGUCUGGGAUCUGUUCUCCGGCGCGAUCCAGCACUCGUACGCUACCGAGUCGGGUGCGCCCGUCGUCCCCGUCGGCAUCAUCAUGACCGGCAACACCGAUACUCGCCACUACCUUGACCUCUCACCCAACAUCUACCGCUGGACCCCGGCCCGGCAGGGCACCGCUCUCAACAUCCACACCGUCGACGAGCGCGUCCGCAUGGAUGGACAUAUCGGCAUGGUCAAGUUCUACUACAACUUUGUCCGGACGUUUGACCAAGCUGAUAUC
Molecule: messenger RNA, 1683 nt
Organism: Geosmithia morbida
Lineage: Eukaryota; Fungi; Ascomycota; Sordariomycetes; Hypocreales; Bionectriaceae
Exons: 3
Cellular component (GO): fungal-type vacuole lumen
Molecular function (GO): metallocarboxypeptidase activity
Source: RefSeq, a predicted model, not a curated record